AUGAGCUACAAUCGACUGAAACAGAUUUACUUGGGAAUCAUACCGGCUUACCCUCUUGGAUAUGUUUUGGUCCACGGGUUUCGGGGUGACCAAAUUUGGGCUAAAUUGUGGACGGAUCGGAGCUCGAUUGAACCAGGCGAACAUCUGAAAGAGCUCGUCGAGCAAGAGAUUGAUAAAUUGGAGAAUAUCAAAAAGGCGGUGUAUCGAGUUGCUCUUACCGAUCAAACUGAGCCGAAAGUUUACGGCGGCCUCUAUUUGACAUCCGGUUCUGAACUUCAGUUUCCGAUUCGAGCCAAUUUGGAGGAUGUUGAGAAGGCGAGACGACUUGGAGCCAAUCUUGAAAUUGACAUGGGAUUCAGCAAGUAUCGUAGGAAGAUUGAAGUCAAUAGCGCCGCUGGCGACGAGAUUAUCGCGCGUCUCAUGCUGUCGGAAGCGGCGAAGCGAUUUUUGGUGUGUCGACAAAUUCAAAUUGCCAACAGCGGCGAGUUCUUCUGUAUUCCCAUUCUAGCGUGGUUCGGAAUCAGCACCACUGGAUAUCUUGUUCUCAAAGCAGUUUCGAUGGCUGCUGGGGCCUGGAUCGGAGCUCUUUCAGCUAUUGGCACGACGAUUGGAGCAUUCAAUUUGUUCAUGAGAAAUUUCGAAGCGCACAAAGUUGAAAAAGCAGAUAAUAUGGCUAUAAACAGAGGCGAGGAAUAUCUGACUGGUGCCAUUGAUUAUUUCGAAUCGACGUUGAAGCUCAAUCGAAUGAUUCGAAGAGUUCUUGGCGAAGAAGGAGAGAGGACAAUAACGAAGAGGGGCGAUUCUUUGGUUGAUCCGGUGGCGUUGACGAAGAGACUUCGGAAUGCGAGGAAGCUGUGGCGAAAAUUGAAAGAGGAACAAAUCGAAGAUGAUGCGGAAUAA
This is a messenger RNA of Caenorhabditis bovis, 900 nucleotides long. The record is from the annotation of a GenBank genome assembly. NCBI's taxonomy places the organism in Eukaryota, Metazoa, Nematoda, Chromadorea, Rhabditida, Rhabditidae.